Molecule: messenger RNA, 1460 nt
Organism: Polychytrium aggregatum
Lineage: Eukaryota; Fungi; Chytridiomycota; Chytridiomycetes; Polychytriales
Product: phosphoglycerate kinase
Exons: 10
Coding region: 65-1321 (418 amino acids)
Biological process (GO): gluconeogenesis; glycolytic process
Cellular component (GO): cytosol
Molecular function (GO): ADP binding; ATP binding; phosphoglycerate kinase activity
Source: RefSeq, a predicted model, not a curated record
UCUCCAUCUCCGUCUCCAUCUCUACCGCCCCGCCUCCAGCGCAUCGCCCGCUCACCCUACAGCCAUGUCCAACAGCAUCGGAAACAAGCUCGGCCUCCAGGACAUUGAGGUCCAGGGCAAGAAGGUCCUCAUCCGCGUUGACUUCAACGUCCCCUUCGCCGAUGGCAAGAUCUCCAACAACCAGCGCAUCGUCGCUGCCCUCCCUACCAUCCAGCACGUCCUCUCGCACGGUGCCAAGACCGUUGUCCUCAUGAGCCAUCUCGGCCGCCCCGAUGGCAAGGUUGUGGCCAAGUACUCGCUCCGCCCUGUUGCCGACGAGGUCAGCCGCCUCCUCGGCCGCCCCGUCACCUUCCUUGAUGACUGUGUUGGCUCCAAGGUUGAGGACCACGUUGCCAAGGCCACCGACGGUGAGGUUAUCCUCCUCGAGAACCUCCGCUUCCACAUUGAAGAGGAGGGCUCUGUCAAGGACAAGGAGGGCAACAAAACCAAGGCCAGCAAGGAAGCCGUCGAGGCCUUCCGCGCUUCUCUCACCAAGCUCGGUGAUGUCUACGUCAACGAUGCCUUCGGCACUGCCCACCGUGCCCACAGCUCCAUGGUCGGUGUCCAGCUCCCCACCCGUGCCGCCGGCUUCCUCAUGAAGAAGGAGCUCGACUUUUUCGCCAAGGUUCUCGAGUCUCCCGAGCGCCCCUUCCUUGCCAUCCUCGGCGGUGCCAAGGUUUCUGACAAAAUUCAGCUGAUCAAGAACCUCCUUGACAAGGUUGACUCGAUGAUCAUUGGCGGUGGCAUGGCUUUCACCUUCAAGAAGGUCCUCGACAACGUCAAGAUCGGCACCUCCCUCUACGAUGCCGAAGGCGCCAAGAUUGUUGGCGAGAUUGUCGAGAAGGCCAAGGCUAAGGGCGUCAAGCUCUACUUCCCCGUCGACUUUGUUACCGCCGAUAAGUUUGACAAGGAUGCCCAGACCGGUCUGGCCACUGACGCCGAAGGCAUCCCUGACGGCUGGAUGGGUCUUGACUGCGGACCCCAGUCCCGCGAGAUCUUCCGCGAGGCUGUCCUCAAGUCCAAGAUGAUCCUCUGGAACGGCCCCGCUGGUGUCUUUGAGUUUGACAAAUUCGCCAACGGCACCAAGGCCCUUCUGGAUGCCGUCGUCGAGGCCACCACCAGCGGCUCGACCACCAUCGUCGGUGGUGGCGAUACCGCCACUGCUGCCGCCAAGUGGGGUGCCGAGGACAAGAUCAGCCACGUCAGCACCGGCGGUGGUGCCUCGCUCGAGCUCCUGGAGGGCAAGAUCCUCCCUGGUGUCGAUGCCCUCUCCACCAAGUAAAUACCAUGUCGACCACCCGGCCUCGUGCCGUCGUUUCUAGCCUUCUGCUGCCGAGUCUGAGGGACGCAGCUGUGCGGCUCUCGCCCAAUACGCAAUGAGCCACAUGCUUAGCAAUACAGAACAUUGUCUAUUUUCGAGG